Messenger RNA from Octopus sinensis (East Asian common octopus), 1598 nucleotides. RefSeq names its product zinc finger protein 239-like. NCBI's taxonomy places the organism in Eukaryota, Metazoa, Mollusca, Cephalopoda, Octopoda, Octopodidae. The transcript has 2 exons. Gene Ontology annotation, biological process: regulation of immune system process; negative regulation of transcription by RNA polymerase II; regulation of cytokine production. The record is from RefSeq and is a predicted model, not a curated record. Bases 397 to 1242 code for a protein of 281 amino acids.
GCGCAUGCUCAGCUACAGUACAGCCCAAACAGGAAGAAUAUACAACUGAAUCGAAUUCCAUUCAUUCGAGGAAUAACCUCUUGUAGAAAAUCACGGGAAAGAAGAUGUAUAUAAUAUAAUAUAUAUCAACUCACACACAUUGAUUUAAUUUCCAGAUACCUGGGAAACAUUCGAUGAGAAUGUCUGAUGGUAUUGGCAGCAGAGGCAUUGUAUCUUAAGACGAUGGUUUAAAGAAUAAAGGAACCUGUUAUACAAAGCAGAUGUAACUAUAUUCAUAUAAACCUGUGAUGGAAUUGCCAUGAAAUAUUUCCAGAGGACGAGGAUAUUUGUUAGAAAUACAAUAUAAAAAUAGAGAAAGGAAAAGACAUCCUAAGAAAGAGAGGAAGUUUAUGGGAAAUGUCUGGGGUUUGUGUUGCAUUGAAUGUGAAGAAAGAAAGCCAAGGGAGUGGUUUACCUGAUGAGAUGUCGAAAAAGAAGAAGGGCAAAACUUCAUAUCACUGUGAUAUUUGUACAAAGACAUUCCAGAAACAGUGUAUUCUAGCUAUUCACAAAAAAGGUCAUUCUGGAGAAAAGCCAUACCACUGUGAUAUAUGUGGUAGUUUAUUCUUGUUGAAACAUAACUUAACUGUACACAGACGUAUUCACACAGGAGAGAAACCUUACAGCUGUGAUAUCUGUGGUAAAUCUUCUGCACAAAGUGGUGACUUAAAAGCUCACAAACGCACUCAUACAGGAGAGAAACCAUAUCAUUGUGAUAUCUGUGGUAAAUCCUUUUCACAAGGCAACCAAGUUACCAAACACAAACGCAUUCAUACAGGGGAGAGGCCUUACGGCUGUGAUAUCUGUGGUAAAUCCUUCACUGGGAGUCAUGUGCUAAAAGCUCAUAAACGCAUUCAUACUGGAGAAAAACCUCAUCACUGUGAUAUCUGUGGUAAAUCAUUCGCUCGAAUUGAUCACUUAGCAACCCACAAACACAUUCAUACAGGAGAGAGGCCUUAUCAGUGUGAUAUCUGUGGCAAAUCAUUCUCUUAUAGAAGUACUUUCAUUUCUCACAAACGCAUUCACACAGGAGAGAAACCAUAUCAAUGUGAAAUCUGUGGUCAAUCAUUCUCUCAAAAAUCUGGCUCAGUUGUCCACAAACGUAUUCAUACAGGAGAGAAGCCAUAUCACUGUGACAGCUGUGGUAAAUCUUUCUCUCAUCCAAAUACCCUCACUACACACAAAUGUGGAGAAAAAGCAUAAAGCGAUUUCCAGUCGAUCAUAAAUCCUUUAAAAGUUAUUUCCAUGUGAUGUGUAACGUGCAACAGUUGAUCGGAAGCUCCUCUUCCAUCUGUGCUGUCUCUACAUAAACAAUUGCCAAUAAAUAAAUGUUGAUCGGUUGAAUUCUCUGGUCUAGGUUUACCAUGUACGGAGAGAGUGUUAAUGUACAAGGUGUGGGAAUGAUUGCACAUACUAGGGUUGGUGGCAGGCAAGGAGUAGAAGAAUGCUGCACAUAUUGAGAGAGGAUCAUAGAAACAGAGGACACUAGAUACGGGGGGGAGUUAUACCAACGGGAAAUUAUUUUUAUUUUAGGGUAAUAAAUACUUUUCUCUUGAAAA